AUGGCGUUUGCUGAUUUGAUGUUAGGAAGCUGCUCCGUACCCAUCUAUAUUUAUUAUGUUGGAGAAGCCUAUCAGCUUUGGACAGGAAAUUAUGGCUUUCAUCUGGUCUUCAGAUUUACCGAUACCAUUUUUUCGUUCGGCUCAUAUCUAUCUACGGUCUAUAUAUCCUGUGAGAGAUUUUACGCCGUAUAUUGGCCUUUUAAACAUCGAUCACUGUCAACCAGAACAUACCGCAUCGCCAUUUUCAUACUUUGGACACUCGCUGUCUUGCUUUCUACAAUACUAAAUUUGUUAUCUGUUUUUAGUUCAUUUGAAACUGCUCAUUAUACGGGAGUCGCCGUUGUGUUGUGUCUAACAACCAUUUUAUUUGUCUGUAACAUUGGGAUCUGGCGAAAUUUUCAAUGGGGAAGUGUUCCUUCACAACAGCAAAACAGAGUCUCGCAAAGCAAACGCUUAACAAAGAUCCUUUUUUAUGUAUCAAUGUUAGCUUUAAUAAGUUGGCUCCCCUUGCUUAUCAUAAACGUUUUAGUCUUUAAAACUGUUAUAAAGAAUAAGGUUAUUUUCGCGGUGAACAUUUUAAAUUAUUCUAGCUCUUUUUUAAAUCCAGUUGUCUAUGCACUGAGAAUUCCUGAGUUUCAGCAAGUGCUACGUUUGUGUUGCACUAAGAAGAGAAGAGCCAUGAAGACGGGACAAAUCGAUAGAAUAUACCGAACUGCUGUACUUAGAACGCCGGAGAUAGAGCUAAGAAUAUGUAGCACUGAAACCACUCGGCUGCAAUUAGGAGUGCGGACGAUGGCGAGUACUCAGGAUCUUUCCGCGGUUCUAAAGUCGUAUCGACAAAAAAUGCAUGCUGUUCAUGCUCGCGUAAAGUAUCAGGAAAAUGUGUUGAAGGAAUAUAAAAAACAUGCCGAGAAUGAAACGUUCCCCAAAAGAUUGAAAUCAAUGAAACAUUACCCUAAGAUGCAAACUCCUGAAGCUCAGAAACGUGUCAAUGAAGCAUACUAUCAAGUAGAAUGUACGGUCUUAGAUCAAGCGAUUCAAGAGAUUGAAAAGAAUCUUGCCGUACACAAAGAACAAUAUCAAUCCCUGCUACAACAGCGACAAAGUGAGUGA
Stylophora pistillata is the source of this 1113-nucleotide messenger RNA. Its product is annotated as adenosine receptor A3-like. NCBI's taxonomy places the organism in Eukaryota, Metazoa, Cnidaria, Anthozoa, Scleractinia, Pocilloporidae. The record is from RefSeq and is a predicted model, not a curated record.